Molecule: messenger RNA, 645 nt
Organism: Fusarium oxysporum Fo47
Lineage: Eukaryota; Fungi; Ascomycota; Sordariomycetes; Hypocreales; Nectriaceae
Product: CHAT domain-containing protein
Exons: 1
Coding region: 1-645 (214 amino acids)
Source: RefSeq, a predicted model, not a curated record
AUGAAGCUACAUCCUAUGGAGCCUGAACCCAUCAAAGACGAUGUGCUGUCACAUCUACGAAGGUGCAAGGUCUUCCACUUUGCAGGGCACGGAUGCACUGAUACAGCUGAUCCUUCCAAAAGCCAGCUUUAUCUGAAGGACUGGGAAACAAAUCCCCUUACAGUCGCAAUCCUCCUCGAACUCAACCUACAUCAAGAGGGUCCGUUUCUUGCCUAUUUAUCUGCCUGCGGUACAGGUCAGAUCAAAAGCCAACGGUUGUUCGAUGAGGGCAUCCACCUUAUCAGCGCAUGUCAACUAGCAGGUUUCCGACAUGUCAUAGGGACAUUAUGGGAGGUGAAUGAUCAAUCUUGUGUUGACAUGGCUGCUAUCAUAUACGAGGAAAUGCUCAGGGGAGACAUGUCGGAUGAGUCGGUGUGUCGUGGUGUUCAUGUUGCUACGAAAGCGAAAAGAGACCAAUGGCUUGACGAUACCAAUGCAGCCAAUAAGACCUGUGAUUCGGUGCGGGAUCGCGAAAACGAGGUACACGGUAAGGAGGAUGAUGGAGGAAGGGAUAUCAUCUCUCUCGAGGAAGACGAUGAUCAAGGUCUUCCAGGUGUGGGGAAUGGUCCAUUACAUUGGGUUCCAUAUGUGCAUUUUGGUGCAUGA